Molecule: messenger RNA, 1903 nt
Organism: Prosopis cineraria
Lineage: Eukaryota; Viridiplantae; Streptophyta; Magnoliopsida; Fabales; Fabaceae
Product: probable WRKY transcription factor 31
Exons: 7
Coding region: 235-1653 (472 amino acids)
Biological process (GO): regulation of DNA-templated transcription
Molecular function (GO): DNA-binding transcription factor activity; sequence-specific DNA binding
Source: RefSeq, a predicted model, not a curated record
GUGGGCACCACUCUUCUUUCAUGUUCAUACCCAUUCAACCGCACACUCUCUCCCCUUCUCUCUCUCCCCCCUCUUAAAACUUGUGGGCACGACCCAACACACCCAGCUCCAUGACUCUUUUUUGAUACUGUUUCAAGUUUAAACCACUUUCUUCUUCAUUACACACACACACACACACACGCUCUUCUUCUUCUUCUUCUGAUUCUGAUCUCUCUCACGUUCUUCAACAUUAUUAUGGAAGCCCAUUCUUCUUCUCCCCCGACGACGUCGUUUCUUCACCGGAAACGUCUCCUCCACGAGAUGGAUUUCUUCUCCGACGACAAAAAGACAAUCAAGACCACUACUGGUCAUCAACAUGAGUAUCAUGAUCAUGAUCUGAUGCUAAACGGAUCAACCGACCUAAUUCACGUUGAUGCGAGUUUAGAUCUUGUUUCUAAGACUACCACGAGCGACAGAUUGACUAUGGAUGAUGGAGCAUUAGACGCCGUGGAAGAUAACAAGAAAAAAGAGUUUGCAGGUAUGUUAAGUGAAUUGCAGCAGUUGAGUGCUGAAAAUCAGCGUCUGAGAGAUGAGCUUGAUCAGAUGAACCUAAAGUACAAUGUCCUGAAAUUACAAUUUACCAAGCCCAACCAGACACAAAGUAAUGAGGUAGAAGAAGGCAGUGGAGGGAUUGAGAGGAAAGGAGGGAUGGUCUUAGGGCGAUUAUUAGUUAAAAAAGAUGAUAAUAAUAAUAAUAAUAAAAGUGAAGGCAAUAAAAUGAUGAGAGAAAUUAGCAAAAGCAAUAAUAUUAUGCUUGAUUUGAUGGAACGCAAGAUUGAGCAGCACAGAGAUAGUGAUCAGCCACUGAACAGUGGUACUCACAACAAAGUUCACGGGAAGGACCCUAAUAAUGAUGCAAAAGCUUCUUUUUCAGAAACCUUAUCACUUGUCAAGAAAGCUCGUGUGUCAGUUCGAGCACGAUCAGAGUCUUCAAUGAUAUCAGACGGAUGCCAAUGGAGGAAAUAUGGGCAGAAGAUGGCAAAAGGAAACCCUUGCCCACGAGCGUAUUAUCGUUGCUCCAUGGGAACUGCUUGUCCUGUACGAAAACAAGUACAGAGAUGUGCUGAAGAUAGAAGCAUUCUCAUAACUACAUAUGAAGGACAACACAACCACGCACUUCCACCAGCUGCAAAAGCUAUGGCUUCAACAACAUCUUCAGCUGCAUCAAUGCUUCUUUCAGGAUCAAUUCAAAGUUCAGAUCAUCAUGAUCGUCUUCCUUAUCAUCACCAUCAUCAUCACCACCACCACAAUAACCUCAUAAACCCUAAUGUAUUAGAAAGUGCUUCAAUACUUCCUUCCUCACACAGCAUGGCUACCCUCACAGCCUCAGCUCCAUUUCCCACCAUAACAUUGGACCUCACUCAUCAUCAGACAACCCAGCCGACAACGAAGAUUUUCGGUCAAGCUCUGAGCGAUCAUCAGCAAUCUAGGGUUUCUCAGGGAACGGUGUUGUCAUCGUCGUUGGCCGACACAGUAAAUGCGGCGACAGCUGCUAUUACAGCGGAUCCAAACUUUACUGUAGCUCUUGUGGCUGCCAUAACUUCUAUCAUUGGAAGUUCUCAUUCGAACAGUAGUAAUAAUGGUGCUGAUGUUACUGCGAGUGGAAAACCCUAGAAAUGGUGAAGAGAGUGCGAGAAGGUUGGGAAAGGAAGCGAGAAAAGAGUAGAUUUAUUUAGUAGUGGUAUGACUACCAUUAGUGAAAAUGAAUAUAUAAUUUGUGGAUAGAGUUAAGUUGCCAACAAAGAUGCGUAAGUGUAUACAAAUAUAAGAAAGUGAAUUAUGUUGUGAAAACUUUUUUGUAUAUAUAUAUAGUGUUGCAUUAUGCCAAGGGUGCCCUAGUGGAGGGUAUGUGGGUAUGCCUAAA